This is a messenger RNA of Chelmon rostratus (copperband butterflyfish), 1192 nucleotides long. RefSeq lists its product as uncharacterized. NCBI's taxonomy places the organism in Eukaryota, Metazoa, Chordata, Actinopteri, Chaetodontiformes, Chaetodontidae. The record is from RefSeq and is a predicted model, not a curated record. The transcript is spliced from 5 exons. The coding region runs from base 31 to 1062 and encodes 343 amino acids. Gene Ontology annotation, biological process: response to bacterium.
CAUUUCAUUCAACGCAGCAUUUUGAACACGAUGAAGACUCUGUGGUUUGCUUUGUAUUUGACUUUUCUGUCCUCUGGAAGAAUCGCUCAGACAGCUGAUCUGAAAUCAUCCACAUAUGAGCUUCAAGAGGAUGGUUUUGUUUCAGCAAAUGUUGGUGACAACGUGACUUUGCAAUGUUUCUAUGAUGCAGUGAGGUUUAACUGGUAUAAACAAACUCUGGGACAGAAACCAAGGCGCAUCUCUACUUACUACAAAAAUGACAAAAAUGGGAUUUUUCAUGAGGAAUUUGACAACAAUCCACGCUUCACGUUGGAUACUAAAACUGGUCACAAUCACUUGAACAUUACAGAUCUGCAAAUUUCAGAUUCGGCUACUUAUUACUGCACAAGUAGCGAUUCAUACAGCUUUGAAUUCACAGCAGGAUUCAUUGUGAGUGUAAAGGGUUCAGGUGUGAACAUCCCAGCUUUGGUCCAUCAGUCAGCAUCUGACACCAUCCAACCAGGAGGCUCUGAGACUCUGAGCUGUACAGUACACACUGGGUCCUGUGAUGGAGAACACAGUGUUUACUGGUUCAGAAACUCUGAAGAACCACAUCCAGGACUCAUUUACACCCAUGGAGGCAGGAAUGAUCAGUGUGAGAGGAAACCCGACACACAAACACACACCUGUGUCUACAACUUGCCAAUGAAGAGCCUGAAUCCGUCUCAUGCUGGGAUCUACUACUGUGCUUUUGUCUCAUGUGGACACAUCGUGUUUGGAAACGGGACCAAGCUGGACUUUGAAGAUGAGUCGUUUGUCUUGGUGUAUGUCUUGAGUGGAGCUCUGGCAUUCACCACCAUCCUGGUUGUUUUCCUGGCGUAUGCAGCAUAUACAAUGAAGAACAGAAACAGCUGUCAGUGUGCAGACUCAAGAUCUUCAGCUGCCUUGACUCCAAAUGCAGUGGAUGAUCAAGAUUCAGAAAACCUCCAUUACGCUGCUUUGAGGGAGCACAGGAUCAACAGAACGACAAGACGGAAGGACGACACACAAAAUGAUUGUGUGUAUUCAAGUGUGAGGCAGUAGGAGCUGCAAAUACUUCAACUGUUCUUUGUUUCUGUGGACGAUGAAUAUGUCUAUCAAGCUGUACCAUAUCUUAUAUUGGAGUUUUGCUGUCAGAUUUCACCACAAUAUACUGAAUGUAAAGUGUUGCCUU